Molecule: messenger RNA, 1322 nt
Organism: Emys orbicularis (European pond turtle)
Lineage: Eukaryota; Metazoa; Chordata; Testudines; Emydidae
Gene: RBMS2
Product: RNA binding motif single stranded interacting protein 2
Exons: 14
Coding region: 18-1229 (403 amino acids)
Cellular component (GO): cytoplasm; nucleus; ribonucleoprotein complex
Molecular function (GO): mRNA binding
Source: RefSeq, a predicted model, not a curated record
UAACAUUAGGGAGGAAAAUGUUACUUUCCGUCCAGCCGCGGGCCGCCAUCGCCACAUUUGGCUACAAUAAGACCAGCAAGAAGCCUUAUGUGUCAGUGGCCCAGCAGAUGGCGCCCCCGAGUCCCAGCGGCAGCAACAACAACAGCAGCAGCAGCAGCAGCGGAGGCGGCGGGGGAGGCGGGGACCAGCUGAGCAAAACCAACCUGUACAUCCGGGGCCUGCACCCGGGCACCACCGACCAGGACCUCGUCAAGCUGUGCCAGCCAUACGGCAAAAUCGUUUCCACGAAAGCCAUCCUGGACAAGACGACCAACAAGUGCAAAGGCUACGGCUUUGUCGAUUUCGACAGCCCCACGGCGGCGCAGAAGGCCGUGACGGCGCUGAAGGCCAGCGGGGUGCAGGCCCAGAUGGCGAAGCAACAGGAGCAGGACCCCACGAACCUGUACAUCUCCAACCUGCCGCUCAGCGUGGACGAGCAGGAGCUGGAGGGGAUGCUGAAACCCUUCGGACAGGUGAUCUCCACCCGCGUCCUGCGCGACCCCAACGGCACCAGCCGCGGCGUCGGCUUCGCCAGAAUGGAGUCCACAGAAAAGUGCGAAGCCAUCAUCACCCACUUCAACGGGAAAUACAUCAAGACCCCCCCAGGGAUCCCAGCCCCCUCAGAUCCGCUGCUUUGCAAGUUUGCCGACGGGGGGCAGAAGAAGCGCCAGCCGCAGGGGAAAUACGUGCAGAACGGGCGGGCCUGGCCGCGGGACGGCGACUCGAGCGGCAUGACCUUGACCUACGACCCCACCACGGCUCUGCAGAAUGGGUUCUACCCGACCCCCUACAGCCUGGCCCCCAACAGGAUGAUGGCUCAGACCACGCUCGCCCCUUACCUCCCGUCACCCAUGUCCUCCUACCAGGUUCACAGCCCGUCCUGGAUGCACCAUCAGUCGUACCUCAUGCAGCCCACGGGGACGGUGCUGACGCCGACCAUGGACCACACCAUUUCCAUCCAGCCCGCCUCCAUGAUGGGCCCACUGACCCAGCAGCUGGGCCACCUCUCCCUCAGUAGCACUGGCACGUACAUGCCAGCGGCAGCAGCUAUGCAAGGAGCUUACAUCCCUCAGUACACGCCCGUGCCUUCCUCCAGCAUCUCAGUUGAGGAGAACAGCGGCCAGCAGAGCCAAGUGGCUGUCGAGUCUCCGUCAGAUCACGCUGCCUACUCCUAUCAGUACAGCAAGUAACUGCAGCUGGACCAGGCGUCUCUGCUCCGAGCGCUCGCCCCGAGGGAGAUCGCCACCUCCUCUUUGAUUUGUGCUGCAUCUAGAAGAUCGAAU